AUGGGUAUUUCAAGAGAUUCACGUCACAAGCGUGCUGCUUCUGGUGCUAAGAGAGCUCAGUUCAGAAAGAAGAGAAAGUUCGAGUUAGGUAGACAAGCAGCUAACACCAGACUUGGAACGAAGAGAAUCCACACUGUCAGAACCAGAGGUGGUAACAAGAAGUUCAGAGCUUUGAGAAUCGAAUCCGGUAACUUCUCAUGGGCUUCCGAAGGUGUCUCUAGAAAGACCAGAAUUGCUGGUGUUGUCUACCACCCUUCUAACAACGAGUUGGUCAGAACUAACACUUUAACUAAGGCUGCAAUCGUCCAAAUUGAUGCUACUCCAUUCAGACAAUGGUAUGAAACUCAUUAUGGUCAGACUUUAGGUAAGAAGAAGAACCAGCAAGCAGCAUCUAAUGUCGAGGAAAUCAAGAGAUCUAGAAAGGUUGAAAGAAAAUUAGCUUCUAGAUCUUCUUCCGCAGCUAUUGAAGCUGGUGUUGAUUCCCAAUUCGGUGCUGGUAGAUUGUACGCUGCUAUCUCCUCAAGACCAGGUCAAUCAGGUAGAUGUGAUGGUUACAUCUUGGAAGGUGAAGAAUUAGCUUUCUACUUGAGAAGAUUGACAGCUAAAAAGUAA
This is a messenger RNA of Priceomyces carsonii, 612 nucleotides long. It is a transcript of the gene RPS8A, whose product is annotated as 40S ribosomal protein eS8. Gene Ontology annotation, cellular component: cytosolic small ribosomal subunit; ribosome. NCBI's taxonomy places the organism in Eukaryota, Fungi, Ascomycota, Pichiomycetes, Serinales, Debaryomycetaceae. Gene Ontology annotation, molecular function: structural constituent of ribosome. The coding region runs from base 1 to 612 and encodes 203 amino acids. The transcript has a single exon. Gene Ontology annotation, biological process: translation; maturation of SSU-rRNA from tricistronic rRNA transcript (SSU-rRNA, 5.8S rRNA, LSU-rRNA). The record is from RefSeq and is a predicted model, not a curated record.